This is a messenger RNA of Etheostoma spectabile (orangethroat darter), 1760 nucleotides long. RefSeq names its product outer dynein arm docking complex subunit 4 (gene odad4). The record is from RefSeq and is a predicted model, not a curated record. Bases 144 to 1613 code for a protein of 489 amino acids. Lineage: Eukaryota; Metazoa; Chordata; Actinopteri; Perciformes; Percidae. Gene Ontology annotation, molecular function: protein binding. The transcript has 11 exons. Gene Ontology annotation, cellular component: cytoplasm.
GCAGAAGAUGGCAAUGUUGACCGCUCUUGGUUUGUUAGUGUGGUUGCUAGGAUACCAGUUCAACGGAGAUGCUAGUCUUUUUAGCUAACUAGCUAGAUGAGUUAAGUAGUCUGCAAGCGUUAUGACACAAACGUUUGCAUAAAAUGUCAGACACAGACUGUAUUCAAGAUGUUCAGAAGCCGAAGGGCGUAUUCUCUACUUUAUUGGCCGAUGGGGAUUGGCUGUACAUUAAAGGAGAAUAUAAAAAGGCUAUAGCUAGCUACACAACGGCACUGAUUUUAAAGCCUGAUGACAAGACCUGCUUUGUUGGUCGAGCCAAAUGUUACCUGAAGAUGGGGCAAUCAGACAACGCUUUAAAAGCUGCAGAGGCUUCACUCAAACAAGACAAGUCAUUUUUUGAGGGUUUGUACCAGAAGGCUGAAGCAUUGUACUACAUGGGAGAAUUUGAAUUUGCCCUGGUGUUUUACCGCAAAGGACAAAAGUUGCGACCACAAAUACAGGAGUUCAGACUGGGUAUCCAGAAAGCACAGGAGGCUAUAGAAAACUCUGUUGGCAAUCCUUCCUUUGUAAAACUGGAGAUCAAGGGAGACCUCUCAUUUCUCCAAAAAGAUGAGGAGAGGGCACAGCCAGUUGCUGCUAUUCCGAAUCUGACGACAAAGAAAAAACAGCCGACCCAGAAGACCCCUAAGAGUGCGAAGACAACCAAACAACUGCUGGGAGAGUUUUACAGUGACAAGAAAUAUCUAGAAAACCUGCUUAAAGAUGAAGAUUUGGUAAAAGGCAAGACGAAAAGUGGGGAACAAUUGCAGGACGUCAUUCAGGGCUGCCUCACAUACCUUGACACUUGCACCGAGUUCUGGAACCAGGAGAAACCUAUCUCUGCACAGGAAAAAGAGCAUAAGCUCGAGCAGCAAAAACCCCUUCCAAGCGCACCCUCUGAUCCUGUUCAGUUUCUACUGAAGUGCUUGGAUGACAUUGAUGCAGAUUUGAUGUCUGGAAAUGCAGAAGGUAGUCUCAAUAAGGCAGAAGAAGUCAUGACGAUUGUGCAGGGCUGGUCAGAGAAAGAGGUGCCUAAUAAGAAAGAGCUUUUGGGCAACCUGCACAGUUGUAUUGGGAAUGCCUUUAUCGACCUGGGAGACCUUGGCAAAGCUUUAGACCAUCAUCAUAAAGACUUGGAGUUCGCUAAACUGUGCAAAAUCCCAGAUGCAAUGUUCAGGGCUCUGGACAACAUUGGGCGAAUUUAUGCUCAAAUUGGACAGUUUUCACAGGCCAUUGAGUUCUGGGAGAAGACGAUUCCGUUGGUCCGUGGUGGUUUGGUGAAGACCUGGUUGUUUCAUGAGAUUGGUUGGUGUUACCUGGAGCUCAAUUGCCACAAAGAAGCCCGAGACUGUGGCAUCCGUUCAGUCGCUGCAGCUGAUGAAAUUGCUGAUGAGAAAUGGCAGAUAAAUGCCAAUGUUUUGGUGGCACAAUCAGAAUUGAAACUGGGAGACUUUGAAUCCUCUGUCUCCCACUUUGAGAGAGCCUUGACCCUGGCCCAACUGCAAGAGGACCACUCUGCCAUGAAUGUCAUUCAGAAGGCCCUUGAUGAAGCAAAGCAACACCUACCACAGUGACGAUGUUCAGUCAAGAUGCAUGGUGAUACGUUGUGAUUCAGACUGCUAAGGGAGAAAAAGACCUACAGAAGACUACAAUCGUCAAAUAAAAGUUAAUAGAACAAAAGAGACCAAUAAAAGUCAUCUCCCUCAAACGGUUAACUGAAA